UUGGUGGACUGUGCCGUGUGAGUGUGUUGCACUGCCGUUUUUUACCAGCAGUGGACAGCAGCAAACAGCAACGGUCACUCUCCAGCGGUGGAUGUGGAAGUGUUAUGUGUGUGUGGGAUUGAAUCAGGGAGACUGGGCUGCCACUGUCAUACAGAGAAAAGCACAGAACUCAUACAAUAGCGAAACAUGGCUACCGAGACGAUAUCAGCGUGCACCGGAUCCAACUUACUACAACCCAUAAGCGAGAUAACCAACCUUCCGUUAGACCAGGUGAAUUUUGUAGUAUGUCAGCUGUGUGCCCUUCUCACAGCCGUGUGGUUCCGUCUCUAUCUACACCCCAGCAAGACCAGUCCGUUUGUGCGGCAUGUGGUAGCCACACUGCUGGGCAUCUACUUUGCCCUCUUCUGCUUUGGCUGGUAUGCUCUUCAUUUCCUGCUCCAGAGUGGCAUUACUUAUGGCAUAAUGAUUCUGACUGGAGUGGAGCACAUGCACAAAUACUGUUUGGUGGUUGCCCUGGGUUAUCUUAGCUUCUGCCAAAUCACACGGGUUUACGUCUUUGAUUAUGGAAUGUACUCUGCCGAUUUCACAGGACCCAUGAUGGUCAUCACACAGAAGAUAACUAGUGUGGCUUUUGAGAUCCAUGAUGGUAUGGCAAGGAAGGAAGAGCAGCUCAAUCAGAGUCAAAAACUGCUGGCAAUAAGGCGGAUGCCCAGUUUAUUGGAGUACUUCAGUUAUAAUUGUAAUUUCAUGGGCAUUUUGGCUGGUCCCACCUGUUCCUAUAAUGAUUACAUUGGCUUCAUCGAGGGCACCCCCUGUCGCCACAGAGACCAGGAGACCAAGCGAAAAGUGAAUGUCAAGAGCAGGCUAAAUGACCCUUCGCCAAAUACUGAGGUCAUCCGAAAGCUGUCCACCUGCUUCUUCUCCCUGCUGGUCUUCCUCUCCGUCUGCAAAGUCUUUCCUGUGGAACGUAACAUCGAUGAUGAUUUUAUUGCCACCACUCCCUUCUAUGCUCAGGUGGUCUACCUGUAUUUGUCCAUGCUGACCACCCGGCCUAAAUACUACUUUGUUUGGACUCUGGCUGAUGCCAUCAACAACGCGGCAGGAUUUGGCUUUAAUGGCUAUGACAGUGAAGGCUUGCCACGAUGGGAUCUCAUUUCUAACCUGAGAAUCAUGAAUAUAGAGUUUGCCACCAGUUUUAAAGUGUUCCUGGAUAACUGGAAUAUCCAAACAGCACAUUGGCUUAAAAGGGUGUGUUAUGAGCGUUGUCCAUAUAACCCCACUGCCGCCACCUUUCUGCUGUCAGCCAUGUGGCAUGGGGCUUACCCAGGCUAUUACCUUACCUUCCUCACUGGCAUUGUCAUCACUCUUGCAGCCAGAGCUGUGAGACACAAUGUAAGACCAUACUUCUUGGGUUCACCAAAUCACAAGUUUGUGUAUGAUGUCAUCACGUGGGCAGCUACACAGAUUGCUAUUUGUUACACAGUGGUCCCCUUUGUGCUGCUUUCUGUGGGCCCCUCGCUCAAAUUCUACAGGUCAUGGUACUUUUCAAUUCACAUAGGCUGCAUACUGUUGGCCAUUGCUUUACCUGUGAAACCACGCCACCUGCGGAUGAAAGAACAGCAGUCUGCCCUCCAGCCAAGCCAAGAGACUACAGACAGCAACAGCAACCAGAAACAAAAAGCCACAUGAGUCCUGGGACAUUUCACCACAUCCCUAUAUACACACAGACUGGGCAAAUGUACCUAUUCUCCAGCCACACAUGAAGAGAAUCAGACAAACUAAAGCUCACAAAUAAACCAACCAGCCUGGACUGUGAUAGAGUGAGUAGGCCCUUGGCUCAUUAUAGUGCUGCCGGGAUUCAACAGUGAUUUGAGAUAAUGGAAUCAAAUCUGACCGGUAUAAGGGGGAGUUAUAGAUGACUUGCCAAGAAAAAAUAGUUUGUAAUCUUUCGUUUCCUUUGUAAUUCAGUAUUAGUGUCCUAACCUGGUGGUUUUCUACUGGGCUGUAAAUAGGAGUUUCUCGCAGGGCACAAGGUAGAUACCACUUGAAAAAAGCUGGCAAUAUUAUCUUUGAAAACAAAAAGUUUGAAGUAACAAUGAAAAUAAUAAAGACAUUAUUUGAAAGGGGAAGAGAUAAAAGGAGUUUAUACAAUAUGAAGUUGCCCACAAAAUUUAAAGACUAGUUGUUCUCGUCAAAGACAGCAAGAGAUACUUGCAAUAUGAUCUCAUGGCGGUGCCACUUAAACAGGGCUCUUGGCCCUUUGUCAUGUUAUGUUUGUUAUAUGGUCUGUUGUAACGUCUUGUCUAUGUAGUCUUCACACAAAUCUCUGAAUGUUUUACAUACAUAUACUGAACAUUCCACUCUAAAGACCAGAAAUUAUUUUCCCAUAAAUAAAAGUAUUUCUCAGACAAACAAUGUCUAAACUGGAAGCAUUGCAAAGUAAUGCUUAACCUGUGUUGAAAUGUUGAGGUAACAUCCUGCAAAUGACUAACAGUGUUGUUAAAUCAAUAAGGAAGUAAUUCUGUAUGCACAGUAAUGAUCAUUUUGGAUUUCCUCACUGAAGUUUAGAAACGAAGCUUAUGUCAGUGUUAAAUAAAAAUAAAUAAAAUAAGAGGAUGACCACUGGAUCUGCUUAAACAUUGUCUGUGUGGACCUGGAUUUAUUUUAUUAUUAUUAUUAUU
This is a messenger RNA of Myxocyprinus asiaticus (Chinese sucker), 2681 nucleotides long. RefSeq names its product lysophospholipid acyltransferase 2-like. Gene Ontology annotation, molecular function: acyltransferase activity. Gene Ontology annotation, biological process: lipid modification. Gene Ontology annotation, cellular component: membrane. Bases 187 to 1689 code for a protein of 500 amino acids. The record is from RefSeq and is a predicted model, not a curated record. The transcript is spliced from 13 exons. NCBI's taxonomy places the organism in Eukaryota, Metazoa, Chordata, Actinopteri, Cypriniformes, Catostomidae.